AUGAAUUUUUUGAGACGGCUUAAUGGAAAAAAAUAUUUCAUAUACACUCCAAAAAGAAAUAACCUAAACUACAAAUUACAUCUUAAGUUUAAGCAAUGGAAUUAUUUAAAAAGUGAAAUUAUAAAUUAUUUUAAUUCCAACAAUAAUGUGAAUACAACAGUUAAUUUAGAAGCUAGGUGCUGGGAAAGGUUUAAGAAAAAGGAAUUAUUACAAGCCCAUGGGUAUAUCCCUGCUAUCAUAUGGAAGUAUGGCGAAGAAAAAAGAAUUUGUAUAAACCAUAAAGAAAUUGAUGAAUAUGCAUUUGAGGAAGAAGAUGGACACUUAUCCUUGUUAUUUUCGGCGAGAUUAUUUAAAAUCCAUAUCGGCGACGAAGUUGUAGAAUGUGUUGUGUCGCAUGUAGAGGCAGAUCCAGUUGAGAAGCACAUAUAUUUCUUGAAAUUCGCAAGGGUUGUAGAGAAUGAGAUAACACAAGUAAAUAUUCCAUGUAGUAUAGUAGGGCUAAUUGGGUCUCCAGCAUAUAUAAAUGGAUAUCAUGUUCAAUUAGCUUUAAAUUAUAUAAAGUGUAAUGUUUUAGGGAAUAAUAUCCCUCCUCCUUUUCAAAUAGACGUUUCAAAGUUAUCAUAUAAAGAGCCAUAUAAUUCCAUCAAAUUAAGAGAAUUGAUGCAUUUGCUUCCAGAAAAUGGUAAUGUAAUAUUCUCUGAGGAAUAUGACUUAGAUCAAACUGAAGUAGUUUGGACAUACGAGCCUGGAAAGAUUCCUGAAACUCCAUUACCUGAUGAUUAUAUUGAUCCCAAUUUUUUGAACAAAAGAGGAAAGCGAAUCCAGCUAACAUACAAAGAUUAUUGGCCAAAGCAAUAA
Messenger RNA from Plasmodium vinckei vinckei, 858 nucleotides. RefSeq names its product ribosomal protein L25, putative. Bases 1 to 858 code for a protein of 285 amino acids. The record is from RefSeq and is a predicted model, not a curated record. The transcript has 5 exons. Lineage: Eukaryota; Apicomplexa; Aconoidasida; Haemosporida; Plasmodiidae. Gene Ontology annotation, cellular component: cytosolic large ribosomal subunit; ribosome. Gene Ontology annotation, molecular function: structural constituent of ribosome; 5S rRNA binding. Gene Ontology annotation, biological process: translation.